AUGGCCUAUCUCUGUCAGCCUCUACCUGCCCUCCUUUUCUUAUGCUGUAUUGCUUCUUUUCUUUUACUCUCGCAUGCAGCAAACAUUAGCUUUAACUUCCCUCCUCUCACAGAUAUAAAAACAGAACAUGAUGCCCUAUAUCAAAAGGACAGUGGAGGAGACACACUGCAGCUUACCAAAAAUGCAGCAUCAGCAAGCCUAAAUAACAGUUACGGUUGGGCGGUUUAUAAUAAAUCUAUUCCACUAUGGGACAGCUCCUCUCGUGCUCUGGCAAACUUUUCUACCCAUUUCCAAUUCAUUAUUGACAUCAACAACAAUAUAAAAGAUAAUCGUGGCGACGGACUUGCGUUCUUCUUGGCAUCUUUCGAGUUGAAGCAACCAGAGAACGCUUAUGGCGGAUUUCUUGGCCUGUUUAACGACACAACUUUUAAAGGAUCUUUUUAG
Messenger RNA from Cryptomeria japonica (Japanese cedar), 444 nucleotides. RefSeq names its product agglutinin-2-like. The transcript has a single exon. Lineage: Eukaryota; Viridiplantae; Streptophyta; Pinopsida; Cupressales; Cupressaceae. The record is from RefSeq and is a predicted model, not a curated record. Gene Ontology annotation, molecular function: carbohydrate binding. The coding region runs from base 1 to 444 and encodes 147 amino acids.